Echinops telfairi (small Madagascar hedgehog) is the source of this 394-nucleotide messenger RNA. Its product is annotated as C-type lectin domain family 4 member A-like. The record is from RefSeq and is a predicted model, not a curated record. NCBI's taxonomy places the organism in Eukaryota, Metazoa, Chordata, Mammalia, Afrosoricida, Tenrecidae. The transcript has 2 exons.
AUGGUAUUUUUUAAAAAUUCCUAAAAGAGCAAUUUUGUCUCAUUUCCCAAUGCAGAGAAAGGUUGGGCCUUCUGCCUAGAGAACUGGAAAGUAUUUAAUACCAGCUGUUACUUUAUCUCUUCCGAAUGGAAAACUUGGCAUGAGAGCCAGAAGACCUGGUCUGGGAUGGGAGCUCAUCUGCUGGUGUCAACACCAAGGAGGAGCAGAUUCUGGCGUCCUGGUGAACCCAGUCAUCGUGAUGAGCAGUGUGUUAUGAUAAAUUCUGCUAGAGGAGGCUGGGGCUGGAAUGAUGUCCGUUGUGAUGCUCAUCAAAGAUCAAUUUGUGAGAUGAAGAAGGUCUACUUUUGAAUGGAACAUUCUCCAGGGACUUGUGGUUAGACGGAGACCCACUGUG